Molecule: messenger RNA, 2560 nt
Organism: Triticum aestivum (bread wheat)
Lineage: Eukaryota; Viridiplantae; Streptophyta; Magnoliopsida; Poales; Poaceae
Product: receptor-like serine/threonine-protein kinase SD1-8
Exons: 7
Coding region: 1-2511 (836 amino acids)
Biological process (GO): recognition of pollen; protein phosphorylation
Cellular component (GO): plasma membrane
Molecular function (GO): ATP binding; protein serine/threonine kinase activity
Source: RefSeq, a predicted model, not a curated record
AUGGAUUCACUGGCUCUGGCUUGCCGCACCGCGGCCCUCGUCAUUCUAUUCCUUCCUUUGAGUGCUUCCGACGACCGGCUGGUCCCUGGCAAGCCACUGGCCCUCGGCAAGACCAUCAUCUCUGAUGGCGGAGCGUUCGCCUUGGGCUUCUUCAACCCCUCCAACUCCACUCCAGCCAAACUGUACCUUGGCAUAUGGUACAACAAUAUCCCUGAGCUCACAGUUGUGUGGGUUGCCAACCGUGAAACCCCAGUCUCCAAUAACACUUCCUCUGCACCGAUGCUCUCCCUCACCAACACUUCCAAUCUCAUUAUAUCUGAAGGUAAUAGUGGUGGCCGUGUCCUUUGGACAACAGCUAACAUGACCACUAUGAUUGGCUCAUCUACCCCAACAGCGGUGCUUAUGAACACCGGCAACCUUGUCAUCCGGUCGUCUAACGGUACCAUGCUGUGGCAGAGUUUUGACAACCCCACGGACACACUCCUCCCCGGGAUGAAGAUCCGGAUCAAAUACAGGGUGCGCGGCACUGGCGAUCGUCUGGUAUCUUGGAAGGGCCCCAGUGACCCCUCGCCUGGUCGCUUCUCCUGUGGCGGCAACCCAGACACGCCCCUCCAAACAUACAUCUGGGACAAGGAGAGCUUGGUGUCCCGCGGUAUCCCAUGGACGGGGUACCAAGUGGAGAGCGUACGCCAACAACAGCUAGCAGGGGGCAUGAACGUCAGUGAUCUUAUCAUAUACGUAGCCUACGUAGACAAGGACGGUGAGAUAUACGCCACAUAUAGCCUCUCUGAUGGCGCCGCGGUCACAAGGUCUGUGCUGACCUACUCCGGCGAGUAUCUCAUGCAGAGCUGGAGCAGCAGCUCAUCGGCAUGGGUUGUUCUUUUGAAGUGGUCAUCCGCUGGAUGCAAUGGCUAUGCUUACUGUGGCCCCUAUGGCUACUGCGACGUGACAACAGCGCCAGUCCCAACGUGUAAUUGCCUACACGGCUUUGAGCCAGCAAACAAGUUGGAGUGGACCAGUGGCAGGUUCUUGGCUGGGUGCCUGCGGAAGGAGCAACUGCACAGGUGUGGCGGUAGCUUCUUGGCCUUGCCGGGGAUGAAGUCACCAGACAAGUUCGAACUCAUCGGAGGGGGAAUUAGUACAUCCGAGGAGUGCGCCGCGGAGUGCAUCCGCAACUGCUCCUGUGUGGGGUACAUGUACCGCAACAUGAGUGGCAGCAGUUUAGGAGGUGACAUGGCAUGCAUGGUAUGGGCUGGGGAGUUGGUUGACACCGGAAAGGUUGGCGUAGGUGGCGAGACAAUCUAUCUCCGACUUGCAGCAGGUAAAAGGAGAAAGAUCAAUGCAAUCAGGUUUGUGCUGUCAGUUUUAGGCGGUGCUGUUCUCAUAUUCAUAUGCUUCUCUUUUGCAUGGUUAAAAUGCCAAGGAAAGAAUAAAAAAUGGAGAAAGUACAAGAUUAUAAGAUUGGUUUGCAUGAGUACAACUCAUGAAAUCGGGGAAGAAAAUCCUCCUCAUGAUCAAGAAUUUCCAUCUGUAAGAUUAGAAGAAAUUGCCCUCGCAACACACAAUUUCUCUGAAGCAUGCAUGAUUGGACAAGGAGGAUUUGGAAAAGUUUACAAGGGACUGUUAGGUGGUCAGGAAGUCGCAGUCAAGAGGCUAAGUAGAGAUUCUCAACAAGGAACAAAAGAAUUCAGGAAUGAAGUAGUUCUAAUUGCAAAACUGCAACACAGAAGUUUGGUCCGACUUCUUGGAUGUUGUGAUGAGGGAAAUGAAAAGCUCUUGAUAUAUGAGUAUCUACCUAACAAGAGCUUAGAAUCUAGCCUUUUUGAUGACUCAAGAAAAUUGUCGCUGGAUUGGGCGACACGGUUUAAUAUCAUCAAAGGGGUGGCCAGGGGGCUUCUAUAUCUUCACAAAGACUCAAGGAUAACCAUAAUUCAUAGGGACCUCAAAGUUGGAAAUAUUUUGUUGGAUGUAGAUAUGAAACCCAAGAUAGCAGAUUUCGGUAUGGCGAGAAUUUUUGGUGAUAACCAGCAAAAUGCAAAUACCCAGCGUGUAGUUGGCACAUAUGGUUACAUGGCUCCUGAGUAUGCAAUGGAAGGCUUCUUCUCUACCAAGUCUGAUGUCUAUAGCUUCGGCGUGUUACUGUUGGAGGUUGUAACUGGUAUAAGGAGAAACUCCAUUAGUCAAAUGAUGGGAUACCCCAGCCUCACAGUCUAUUCAUGGAAUAUGUGGAAGGAAGAGAAUACCGACGAACUGCCAGACUCAUCCAUCAUAGAUACUUCACCAGACGAAGUUUUGCUUUGCGUCCAUGUAGCACUCCUAUGCGUCCAAGAGAACCCAGAUGAUAGGCCAUGCAUGUCAUCUGUUGUGUUCGUCCUAGAGAAUGGAAGUACCACACUUACAACCCCCAACCGCCCUGCCUACUUUGUGCGAAGAAGUGCUGAACUGGAUCAAAUAAGAAAUAUUCAGACUUCUGUCAACAGUUUCACUCUUACCGAGAUAGAGGGGCGAUGAAAUAAUAAUUCUGUAGUUUUUUAUGUACUUAACACUGUUGUAAAUUGGC